AUGGGUAGUGUGGAACUAACCAAAUUUAUUAGUGAGCAGAAAAGAAGACAAAAAAAAAUUAUAAAUUCUCAUUCGCUGAUUGGAUCUAAGGUGUUGUCACGUGAUAGAAAUCAGGAGACUUACUUGAUCGUGAAUUCUUUUAUGAAUUAUGAGCGUGAACUAAUAGGAAAGUGGAAUAUAAUUUAUAGAGAAAGUACUUUGGUGCAUCUGGAGCAUUAUUAUAAGCACCAGCUCGUUUUCAGAUGGAAAGAGAAUAAAUUGUUAGUACUCAAACACGUGAUCAUGAUGAAAUUCGUAUUACGAAGUUACAUACUCGAUAUUAUUGUUGAAUUGUUUCUCUUGUCUCAUUUACGAUUCAGAAAAAGAAUCGUUUUGUAA
Molecule: messenger RNA, 378 nt
Organism: Candida tropicalis MYA-3404
Lineage: Eukaryota; Fungi; Ascomycota; Pichiomycetes; Serinales; Debaryomycetaceae
Exons: 1
Coding region: 1-378 (125 amino acids)
Source: RefSeq, a predicted model, not a curated record